Messenger RNA from Blumeria graminis f. sp. triticale, 903 nucleotides. NCBI's taxonomy places the organism in Eukaryota, Fungi, Ascomycota, Leotiomycetes, Helotiales, Erysiphaceae. The record is from the annotation of a GenBank genome assembly.
AUGCGUUCAUCUACAUCUCUUUUCUUGGCCGUCUGCACAACUAUGGCCGUCCAGGCUGCACCUCUGUCACCUUUAAAGUCACCAUCAUUAUUAAGCGAAAGAUCAGAAAUGAGCAGCAACUCCGGAGAAGUUUAUUCGGCUCGCAGUGCUGGUGGAUUUGCAUACCAUUCACCAUCAUUGGUCGAGAGAGACGAGGGUGCAGUAACACAGGCAAAGGAUGACCGUAAAGGAGGUGAAGCAGGUGGUGCUGCUGCAGUCCAGAGAAACGAUAACACCGACUCCGAUUCUGAUUCUGAUUCUGAUUCUGAUUCUGAUUCUGAUUCUGAUUCUGAUGAUGAAUCAAACACUAAACAAAUCAAGUUUAAUAGUAAGCCUGGCGAUUUCAAACUUACAGUAGGAGAACAUAAAAGUCAAACACAGAGCGACACUGCGGCAACUAUUCCUGAGAACAAAUCUCCAGCAGGAGGACCAGAAAAACCUGCGGGUUCUACAGCCAGUACAGAUGGGCCUAGUGCAGCAAAUACACCUCCAGCACCCCCAGCAGAUGCAGCCAAUCCUGAUCCAGCCUCGAAACCAGAAAAUGAGGCAAACAAGCCUAAGUCUAAUCUUCUUACGGCCUCAGAUAGUACUCCUGUCAAUGACGCAUCUACACAGGUCGACGGUAAAGCCAAUUCCGCAGACGUUGAUGCUGAGGAUGACGAUGAGGACGAUGAUGAGGACGAUGAUGAUGACGAAGCUGGCGCAGCUAGCGUAGAAGAAGAUGAAGACGAGGACGAUGAGGAUGAAGAUGACGAUGACGACGACGUUCCAUCCUCGAACCCUGCCGCAAGUGCUCAAGAUGUCGGAAAAGAAAGCCCGGCGAACGCAAAAGCUGCAACAGCCGAUGACAAGAAAGCCGAGUAA